AUGGAAAACAUGGAACCAAGAAUUAAGCAGGCCCCCUUUUUUCGUUGUGAAAGCGGACUCGACUGGGUUCCUGUGUGCCAGAAGUGUGAAACCUGUGUCUUAGCAUGGAAGAUCUUUGCUACCAAAGAGUGGUUCCGGAGGGUCAGUGACAUAUCCCAGAGGAGGUUUCUAGUCAGCAUCCUGGGGCAGUUAAAUAGCCUGUAUUUGUUACGCUAUUUCCAGAAUAUCCUACAGACCACCCAGGGGAAGGAUUUCAUCUAUAACAGGUCCAGGAUCAAAUACAGCAGGAAGGAGGGGAAGGAGGAGAAGAUUGUGAAGUCCUCCUUGACCCAGAUGUUAGAUGAAACAGUGGAGCAGAAGAUGAAGGAAAUCCUGUACUGGUUUGGCAACAGCACCCAUCGGACUAAGGCAAAUUACACUCUCUUGCUGCUGCAGAUGUGUGACACAAAGUUACUGCUCACUGCCGCCAAUGUAAUCAGAGUCCUGUUUUUGAAAGAGUGGAACAAUAUCGCAGGCCUCCAUCAAGACUCCAAUGAUGUAAUGUUUUACCCAGAGAAAAACUACAACCCUGCAUCUGACACCUCAUAUAUCUACUGGGUAGCUAAAACCAAAACCACGUCACUCCCAAUGUCUGGAGAUUUUCCAGAUAAAGACGAGACUGAAAGUGUGGAGAGAGAAACAACUAUUACAGAGGAAAAAGGGAAGAGUUCACUCCAGUGUAUUUCUGAGUUGAAUAAACAGCUUUCUGGAAAAGCAGGCAUAUCCAAGCUGGAAGACGAUCCGUGCAACCUGCUGCUGAGCCUGGACGAUAUUCAAGCCCUGUCUUCUGGGUCCAGCAAAUAUCGGGACUUUAUCCGUUACCUGCCCCUCCACCUCUCCAAGUACAUUCUAAGAAUGCUGGAUAAGAACAGCCUGACCAGGUGUGCCUUUGUGAGCCAGCACUGGGCUGCUCUGACCCAGCAGGUCAAGAUGGACCUGUCCAUGCAAUCCUUCCUUCAGAACCAGAUUUCUCUCCUGCAGGGUUCUUACACAAGGGGAAUAGACCCUAACUAUGCCAGCAAAGUCUCUGUCCCAGUCCCUAAAUUCUUAGAUGAAGGGAAGCGUAUGCGGUCAAAAAGCCAGAAGUGGAAACUGAGAACAAAGAAUGAUUACAACUUGUGGACUGCAUACCAGAACCAGGAAACUCAGCUGGUGCAGAUGGAGGAGAGGAAUGUCUUCUGUGGCACCUACAACAUUCGCAUUCUCUCUGACACGAAGGACCAAAACAGGAUCAUCCACUAUAAUGGGGGAGAUCUGAUGGCUCUAUCAUCCAAUCGGAAGAUCCACCUUCUGAACAUCAUGCAGGCUAGGGAGAUGCCCAUUGAGUUCCGAGGACACGCUGGCAGCAUCAGGGCUCUCUAUGUGUCUGAGGAGGAGAACAUUCUCUUCAGUGGAAACUAAGACCUGAGUAUCAGAUACUGGGAUAUGACAACUGGGUCUUGCAUACGAAUCUUCUAUGGCCACCAGGGGACAAUCACUUGCCUGGAUUUAUAUAAGAACAGGCUUGCAUCUGGAGCAAGAGAUGGUCAGGUAAAAGAAUGGGACAUAGAGACAGGGAAGUGCCUGAAGACAUUUAAACACAAAGAUGCCGUCUUGGCUGUCAAGAUCAGUGAGACUUACAUCGUGAGCAGCUGUGAGCGAGGCAUCGUCAGGGUGUGGCAUGCUGUCACAGCUCAGCUGCUAAAGUACGAGCGGUGCCUCAUGGCCUUCAAGCAUCCUAAGGAGGUGCUGCAGGUAUCUCUUCUCUACCUCCGGGUCAUCAGUGCCUGUGGAGAUGGCAAGAUCCGAAUUUAUAAUUUCCUCAAUGGGAACUGUCUGAAGGUGAUAAAAGUCGAUGCCAGAGGUGAUCCUGUGCUAUCCUUCUUUUAUCAGGGCAACAGGAUGGUGGUCCAGACGGACAGCAAUAUUCUCCUGUUCCAGUUUGAAAACGUAAAGUGGCAGUACUCCUCGGACAGAGGCAAAACAAAGAAGAUGAAGGAUAAGGAGGAGGAAAAGGAAGAAAUCAGCCUUGCGGACGUGCAUUCCAAGUCUAGCACUCAGGUUCACAGCCUGAGAGACUCUGUGUCUAGUAAACAGACUAUGACCCAGGAAUUCAUAUUAAAUAAAACUCAGAAGACCCGAGUUCAUCUGAAGCCACACAAGAAGCUAUCUUCAGAUGAUGUAGAAAGUCAUGGAGAGGAAAUCAGUCAGCCAAUGAAAAAGUUCUGGAAAGUUCCUAUGACACCUGACCGAUUCCUGCUGACUGUCAACGCUUUGCAAAAAGCCCACAAUUCUGAAGAAUUUGCCUAUCCCGGCAGGCCCAAAACUCCAGUCAUUGAUGCCUGGGGACCUUCAAUUCCAUAUCCAAGGAAAGUCCUAAAUUUCAAAGGAAAAUCAAUUCAAUAUGCUGUUGACCAGCUUCGAUCCAGCAAUAUUCUUACUGAUAUGAAACAAACCAAUAUCCCCCUUGAAAUUCAAAAAUUGCAACCCAACUUGAAAAAAUCCCUGCAUAGUCCCAGAGUCCAGUCCACCAUACCCCAGCCCAGACUUAUCCGUUCCAGAGCCUCUGAUAUCUUAAAGGGCGAUGAUUUCUUCACCAGUUCAAUUGAUGGGGAGAUUCGCCCCCGGGUUGCCCCCCUGACCAGCAUGCAGGUCAUUAAACCAAACCGAAUGCUUGCUCCCCGAGGUGGCACAGCUACCCUGUCUCUCAAGAAAGAACGGCCACGUUUCUACACAACCCUGGAUCCUCUCAGAAUGAACACGGGGUUCAUGCUGUUGACUGUGAAGGAGGAGAAAGAAUAUGGAGAAGCCAAGAUGAAGGAAUAUCAAACCAGUGAAUCCACUAAAGUAGUUGACCCAGGUAAAGCCAGCAAAGCUGCGUGGAUUCGUAAGAUCAAAGGCCUGCCUAUUGAUAAUUUCAUGAAGCAAGGGAAAACAGCGGCCCCCGAACUUGGACAAAAUGUGUUUAUCUAA
Cricetulus griseus (Chinese hamster) is the source of this 2991-nucleotide messenger RNA. The record is from RefSeq and is a predicted model, not a curated record. NCBI's taxonomy places the organism in Eukaryota, Metazoa, Chordata, Mammalia, Rodentia, Cricetidae.